AUAGCGAUCGCGUUAUCAAGGAAGCGAGUCGAUUAUUGCGAAAGGGUCAACUUGGCUCGUGAUUUCACGAUAUCUGUAGACCAAACGUUUCCCAUACAUAAAUAACGCCUCGCCUACGUCUACCGCGUUAUAUGGCCCCAUUAUAUCCUAUUAUAUCAAGCAGCUAUUAUAUGGGAUUAUAUUUUAUCGUAACGUCGUGUCUCGACGGCGACGUAACGACGAAUGCGGCUGAUUCAUCGCCUAAAUCGGCGCACGUUCUCUUAUAUUGCUUUUCGAAAGAUUUCGACGACACGAGAUGCGUAAAAUUAAGCUGCAAUGAAAGUCAUAUAUCGAGCUUUUCGAGAAAUCGUUCUCGAUAUCGAAGCAAAAAUAAAAAGGUCGAAGAAGGUUAGGUACGAGAAGCCCGCACAGAUGAUCACGGAUCCAUUCGUUCCAAUCUGAUUCAAUUUAACUUCUUAGUUUCUUCGUGCUUUUUGCCGUUUGCCAAGAAAUAACGAAAUGAGUAGUGCGUUAUCGUCGAACGAUCGCGGAUUAAUAAAUUGUCCUCGAAGAAGAUCGUAAAGAAACGACCGUUACUUACUCAAAACGAUGGAAUUCGGGGAAAGACGCCUAGGGGACAAAUUUCCAUGUUGUUCCGAAAAAAGUCGGUCCGUUGCUUCCUCAACUUUGAGAGUGCCAUCUACGAGGAAAAGUCUCGCGGAACAACUCGAACCCAUGACCGACGUUACCAGCAUACGGGAAGUUAUCCAACGAGUUCGUUGCGGCGAUAUAAGGAACACGGCGGAAUUUGUUUUCAACAUUAUGCAUCGCGUGAAGGACGGUGGAGGAGGAACGGUUCUUCGAGAAAUUUUUGAAAAGAACUUGCAGUAUUUUCGUGAGAUAGUGGAAGAUACCAUCGACCGACGGAUACAGGACGAAGUCGACGUGAUGAUUCACGCGCAAAAUGACAUCAAAGAAAAAUUUCAAACGUUAUCGGAAACGAUAGCUCGUAGAAUAACGAAAAUCAAGAAACGUCUUUAUGAGAUCUCGCCUGACUUUGAUUGGUUGACCGAUGGAAAAGACAGAAAGAAACUUUCGAUAAGGGUCGCCAGACUGAGGAACAGCCCGGUGCAAGGGAAAAACUCCUUCACCAAGUUUUCAUACGAGGACAAUGGCUGGAGAAAGAGUUGUCGCGUUUACAGGAAGAAAACGCCAAGCUUAGAAUUUAUUUGGAGAAAUUUCGGUGUUUGGCGAAGGAAAGAAAGGCACAUGAAUUACACGUGCCGCGGAUCUUGCAAACGGAGAGAGAAAAUCUCGACAAAGAAUUGAAUGAGCUGCGUAAAAUUUACAAACGAAACUUGU
Vespa mandarinia (Asian giant hornet) is the source of this 1341-nucleotide messenger RNA. RefSeq lists its product as uncharacterized. Lineage: Eukaryota; Metazoa; Arthropoda; Insecta; Hymenoptera; Vespidae. The record is from RefSeq and is a predicted model, not a curated record.